Pollicipes pollicipes is the source of this 2006-nucleotide messenger RNA. RefSeq names its product protein HEXIM2-like. The record is from RefSeq and is a predicted model, not a curated record. Gene Ontology annotation, molecular function: 7SK snRNA binding; cyclin-dependent protein serine/threonine kinase inhibitor activity. The transcript has 2 exons. The coding region runs from base 146 to 1009 and encodes 287 amino acids. NCBI's taxonomy places the organism in Eukaryota, Metazoa, Arthropoda, Thecostraca, Pollicipedomorpha, Pollicipedidae. Gene Ontology annotation, cellular component: cytoplasm; nucleus; nucleoplasm. Gene Ontology annotation, biological process: negative regulation of transcription by RNA polymerase II; negative regulation of cyclin-dependent protein serine/threonine kinase activity.
CUAAAAUCAGCUGAUCGUGGUGGGGGCUCCGGCGCGUCGCAGUAGAAUCGUGCUUGUUUAGCGAGGAAUAGCGCAAGUUAUCUCAGUAUUUGUGGUUUAACUACUACAUAAGGUCCGAAUUUGCGCUGUCCGCUGCAGAUGUGAGAUGGCGACCUCCCCGGCGGCCGACGUCGUGGUGACGGGCACCCCCAGCAGCGUGCCGGCCGACGGCGACGACUUCCUGGCGCUAGAUGCGCCCGACGAGGACAAGGACUUUAGUCUGCUGAUCGAGUCGAGCAAGACAGGGGACCUGAGCAGCGCCCUGCGCUGUGAUACCGGCGCGCCGACCAAACGCAAGAAGACGCGCCGCGGUAAGAAGAAACAGCGCCACGGUCCAACAGAUGGCGGCACGAGUGCCGGCGCGUCGGGAAAAGAUGGCGCCACCAUUGCGCGGCCAGGCGACGAGGCCGUUGCUGCGCCGGCUGGCGACGAGCAGGCCACGCCGGCCGUUCCCCAUAAGAAGCCGCGCCUGAACCGGCGCCAGCGGCGGCGGCGCUCGGGCCGGCAGCCGGCGCCAAUCCUUCGGCCGCUGGAGGUGCCGCGCGCGCCGCUCAAUUCCACAUCGUUCAUCAUCGACGACCACGAGAACUCGGCAUUCUACAUCGAUUUCGACGCGGUGGCGCGGCGCACGCCCAACGGCCCGUCGGACGGCGGCUCGCAGCUGGAGUCGUCGACGGCAGACGACGAGGACGAGGAGGAGGCCGCCUACCAGUUCUCAAUGAAGGACUUUGAAAACGUGUACCGCCACGCGCGUGAGGAGGAGCUCAGUCAGCUGGAGCGACCCGAACUGGUCGAGUGCGUGCGCUCGUUGGAGACACGCGUGCGCGAGCUUGAGGCGCAGCUCACCCUGUAUGACCCCGAGGUGUGGGUGACGAACCUGCAGAACCAGCUGUUGCACCUGCAGGAGGAGAACCGCCUGCUGAACAAGACGCGGGAGGCGUUACAGAAGAAGUACGGCAACGAAACAUGAUCGCGCGCACCGUCAGUCACCACGUCGACUGCGAAGGAGUCUCGGGCUGUGUCUCAUGUACAUACCAUUAUUCGUGUAGCGUUAGAGCUUGGUAGACAUUCUGCAGAGGGAGAUUAAUGUUUAUGCCCCCAUAUCCCAUAUUGUUAGCAGUGUGUGAGAGCGGCUGUGCGAGGUUGCGGACGUAUAGCUCAGCUUAUGAGUGGGAAGCGUUCCAAGGUAUUACCUGUCUUGCCUUCUGUUCACCCCUGUGACAGUGUCUGAGGGACUCGAACACGUCAGUCAUGGGCGUGCGUGAGAUGUGUGGUUCCGUUUUUAACUCGCAUCAGCAAACACUGUCUCGCAUCACCGGUGGGUGUGUGGCGUGCGACGGCGGCCGGACUCGCGCGCAGCCGGUGCCGCGGUGCUCGUGCGGUGUCUUCAGUCGACCUCGGUCGGCUGGAGGUGGACGCUCGACCUCUGACCGCCCUCCGCGGCGCCCGGCGGCACCAACAACAGGCCCGACACGACCCGUGUCUCGUCCCGGUCCCCGUACAGACCGGCCUUAGCCACGGAACGCAACACGACGGCCGAACGAUUGCCACGCUGCGGGCGCCCGUCGCUCUUGCUUUGUGCUUGUUUUGCUGCCCUGGUCCGCGUGUUUUUUUGGGGGACUGUCUGCGACCGACAGCUCCCUGUCAUUUCUCCCACCGUGCGUCUGGUGCUGUCCGGGGUUCGUUUGAAAACGUCUGGUUUCCGUCGAGUGCUUUGUGUUUAUUUAAUCGAUCGUUUUGUAUGCAACAUGGCCAAAUGACCUCUUUAAAGUUUGCGGGCAUCGAUUUCCCACCAAAUUGUGUACACCAGAUUUCUCGUCUUUUUCUUUCACAAUCGGGGCUGAUGGCAUGUUGCAUUGAACGCGUUUACUCUUAAGACGGUAUGUAUAUAUUUGCGCACCUGGUGCAGCGGUGUUACGUGCUAGAGUGACCAUGCGUGUGUUUUAGCUGGGUUGGAAUACACAAGA